UACGAUCUGAUGGUACUCUAUGGUGUGUGGAAUUUAUUUAUUAUUUUUAGCGGCGGGAUUUUGGUAGUUGCUGGACUUGUUUGUGGCAGUUGGCUGGGAGAAGUGGUUGCCAUCCAGCUGCUAACUGGCAGGUUGCAUUUGCCUCCAGCAUGGAAGACUCCAGUCUCGAAGCUGAAAUGGCAGAGAUGCAUCACUCCAAUUCACCAUCGCCAACAGAACAGUUCGUAAGAAUGCACUCUAUUGACGUUGCACCGGGUGCUUCGCUAAUGGAAGUUGUUGAUGAUGGGCUUGAAGGUAUGGAGACGGAUGAAGAUCAAGUAGUAGAGGGAGAGGCUAUGAAGGAUUCAGCGAUGGUUGGAAAUAUUAAAAGUCCAUCUGUUAGCACAGAUACAGGCAUACAAAAGGUGGAUGACAAUAUACUCAAAGCAGACAGUGAUAGUCCUCAAAGUCCCUCUAAAACAAACACUGAAGGUGCAGAUGGUCUAGUUACUGCAAGUGAGGUACUUGAAAAGUUGCCCACACCUUGCGAGCCAAAUAUUUGUGAUGAAGUCGCUGAACCGCCAAAGGAAGAUGCACCUACAAGUGUGGCUGAUAGUUUAAACUUGGAUGAUCACAUCGAACCUGCUGAUAAGAGCCAUGUACCAUUCCAGAUAAGUUCUUUAGAGGACACUGGCUUUGAUGGAGGGAGCAAAGAGACAGGAGAUGCUGGUGGUGCAAAAGAAACCUUAGAUGCAGAUGCUGUACUGACUGGCGACUUCAAACUGCCCAGUGUGGACGAUGUGCCAAGUGCAGAAAUUGCGGAAGUUCCACGCGAUUCAAAAGUAAUUCAGAAAGAGAAUGAUGACUCCAGUUUAAUUGCAACAGGCCUAGACCAGGAACAAGGGCAAGAUGAUUUAGUUGGUGGAUCUGAUAAUGCCCCAGCAGAAGCUGGUGUUGCCUCAGCAGCAGCUGAUGUUGUCCCAAUAGUAACUGACAUCCCAGAAACAGCUGACAUUGCUGCAGCAGUGGCUGAUGUAGACGUGGCAGUGGCUGACAUUGCCCCAGCAGCUGCUAGCAUUGCUCCAGGAGCAGUUGCUAUUGCAUCAGCAGCAUCUGACAUUGGCACAGCAGAAAAUGCAUCUGCAAAUGACCAUGUGAGUCCCACGAGGUUAGAGGAUAUUAUCAGUGGGGCCAAGGCGGAAAGUAUGGAAAUGAUGGAAGAUAAUGAAGCACAAGAAGGUCUUGUCGCAGUCGAUGCGGAUCCCGAAGUCGACAAGGCAGUAAUCGGAGACGAUGAAGAGAUGCCGGUAAGAAAGACAAGUUUGUCUGAGAGCACUACCUCCGCGGGAAGCAACGACAGCAGUACUGCCGGGGAAACCGGAGGGUUGGUCCACGAAGGCUUCGAGGAGCCCAAAGUUGGUGCUGCGAUGGGGGAGUCCAGUGUCGCCACUCUAGAUGACAAUGCAGCCUUGCGUGUGGUUGGGGUGGACGUGGCCGGUCGUGUCGCCGCCGAAGCGAAUGCGUCUUUGGAUGGAGUGACGAGUGCACUCUGUAACAUUGGCACAGCUUUCGGUGAGAUCGGUGCUGCUUCAAUCCAGGAUAAAGGUUUUGGCCAGGGAACUACGCAACCUCAGGUCGAUGAUCACUCCGCUUUAGAUGCUCUGGCCAUUCUCAAGACAGACUUCAAGCCACCGUCGUUCCCCGUGACCACGCCCACCAGCACAGAUGCCUACUCCUUUGGGAUGGUUGGCUUGGGCGACCUCGACCAUGGUUUCCUGAUCAAGCCAGAGGACAGCAAAAAUACUUCAGCUCCUUCUGUGCCUGCCCAACCCUUGGAUCUGCCGAUGGACGUUCACAUGAAGCAUCAGGGCGAAAUGAAGGCGAGACUUGAAAACAUAGACUCUGACGCCCUCACCACAUUGGCUGCUGCUGCCUUGAGCUGUGAUCAAGCACCGACGAAUGGAGUGAAGCAGGAACUCCCCGAGGAACAAGCACAGACCCAGAAGCCGGGGACCAGGGAGAGCCCCACCCGCGGGCUCGCCAAGAAGAAGGAGCAGUGGUACGACGUGGGCCUCAUCAAGGGCACCCAGUUCACGGUCACUUCGUACUUCGUGCCGCGUGAGGGCGAGGAGGACGCCGGCGGUGGCGACAGCCCGGACUACAGCAAGAUGAGGGCCGUGUGCCUGGAGCCGGGCACCGCCUACAAGUUCCGAGUCGCCGGCGUCAACUCCUGCGGCCGUGGGCCCUUCUGCGAGCUGUCUGCGUUCAAGACGUGCGUGCCUGGGUUUCCGGGCGCCCCGUCCGCCAUCAAGAUCACAAAGUCCCUGGAAGGUGCACACCUGUCGUGGGAGCCCCCGUCCAGCACAUCCGGGGAGAUCCUGGAGUACUCCGUGUACCUCGCCAUCCGCAGCUCUCAGAACCAGAGCGAGCAGAAGCCCGUGGCGACCGCUGCGAGCCAGCUGGCGUUCGUGCGGGUGUACAGCGGACCGACCAACCAGUGCACCGUGACCUCCGCCUCGCUGUCCGCGGCCCACAUCGACAAGACCACCAAGCCGGCCAUCAUCUUCCGCAUCGCCGCCCGCAACGAGAAGGGCUACGGGCCCGCCACCCAGGUCAGGUGGCUCCAGGGGGCAUGAGAGGCACCGGCACCGCUGUCGUGCAAACCCGUGUACUACUUACGCUAUUGGUGUGGGCUGUGCAAGUGGCUGGUCUUGUCUUCAAUUUAAUGUAAUAAGCUAGAGGUUAAUACCAGACAGCUUUGAAUUUCUGUGAGAAAACCCAGUGUGUUGUUAGCUCUUACCAGUAGGCGACCGCACAUUCGUUGUUACGUUCCAUCAACUCAGAUGUACGUAAAGUGCGUUCUUUUCAGUUAUUUAUUUCAGUUUUUGACAGUUUCAGCUUAAUGGAAACAAAGACUUUAACUGAAUUCAUUUGCACGGCAGACAACAUAAAAAGUGUUAUUUAUAUUUUAUUUACUUUCAUAGCUAAGCUUUCUGCAUUGUGGCCAUUAUUCAGUCAGGUUUAUUCCUUUGGUUCUGAACAAUAAUAAACUUCACAUAUUUUCUACGGUAGCCUACAACUCACGUAGUUUCGGUUCCCUACCACGUUCGUGCAACUUCGGAUUUCUCUCAAAAAUUGAAAUUAAAAAAAUCUAAGGGUUAGGUUAGGUCAUGUCAGUCACAACAUGCUUGUUUUCAUUGGAAACUUCUGAUUUAGCAGCUGAAGUGGCGUUAAUACCAAAACGCAAAACUUCUGAAAUCUUCGGAAAUUCUUGCAGGGAACCGAAACUACGUGAGUUGUAGGCUUCCCAUAUUUUCUACUUGAAUUCAUGAUUAGGAUAUUUUCUAUUAAUUAUUUUAAUAUGAAAGUAGUUUUGCAAAUCACUAUAUCCUGUUUGGAUUAAUGGUAGCAUUUUUAAAAUACAUCUUAUUAAGUAUUCUCAUUUUUGUGUAUGUCUGGUUGUGUAUGAAAUAUGUAAAAUGUUUAUUUUUUUUUAAUCAAAAAACAUCCAUUUUAAUAAUAAAAUACAGAUUCUAAUAAUUUAAA
Bacillus rossius redtenbacheri is the source of this 3525-nucleotide messenger RNA. RefSeq names its product host cell factor 1-like. NCBI's taxonomy places the organism in Eukaryota, Metazoa, Arthropoda, Insecta, Phasmatodea, Bacillidae. The record is from RefSeq and is a predicted model, not a curated record. Gene Ontology annotation, cellular component: histone methyltransferase complex. The transcript is spliced from 6 exons. Bases 150 to 2615 code for a protein of 821 amino acids. Gene Ontology annotation, molecular function: transcription coactivator activity; protein binding. Gene Ontology annotation, biological process: regulation of DNA-templated transcription; chromatin remodeling.